GUCAUAUGUUCGCGUAUUUCUUGACUGGUUGCGUUGCGUGGUUAGGAUCGCUAUGAUUAUCACGAUUGUAUGAUCGCCGCGUUACGAUCGAUGACUCGUGAUGAUAUUUAUUUUGAUAUUUCACUGAAAUAUCUUCAAUUCUGCAAAAGGAAUUCCGAUUCUGCAAGAGAGGAUGUUAGGCGUAUUGUGUGGUCAUCUGCUACGCGAAGUACCGUGCGAUAAGAUACACUGGAGCACGAUGAGAAAUUUGUAUCACGCCGGUAUUCCGACACGAUUAAUAUUAUCCAACAGAUACUACAUUGCUGGACGUAAUUCUACGUUUUCUCUCCGCAGUGUCAGGUGUUGCAGUGGCAAUGUAAUCGACCGUGCCCAGAAGAAAAAGAGCGUACCCCAAUCUAAAUCUGUCGUGCCACCAAUAAAAUUUGCGUCGGUUGUUGCUGGAUUAACCGGAGCGAAACCUGGUCAGCAAAAGCGAAAUUGUUUUCAUCCUGGCGUUUCUAGUUUGAAUAGAGAUGCGCUUAGCUUACAAAAUAAAGCAGAGAUCACCGGCGGAGAUAUGUUAAAGGCUAUGCUUAAAUACAUUUGGCCGGAAGAUGAUCCAGAUAUACGGAAAAGAGUCAAAAUAGCGAUAGGUCUACUCGUAGGAGCCAAAGUAUUAAAUGUCUUUGUACCAUUUAUUUUCAAGUAUGCAGUAGAUACUUUAAAUGCUCAUACUGCAGUAGCAACUGGAACUGCUGUAAUGGGUUUAACAACCGCACCUGCGACAGUCGCAACUGUAGCGACGUCGUUACUCGUAGGAUAUGGAAUAGCACGGGCUGGAUCAGCUGGCUUUAACGAACUUAGAAAUGCGGUCUUUGCGAAGGUCGCACAGCAUUCUAUUCGUAAAAUAGCGAAAAAUGUUUUUAUACAUUUGCAUAAUCUUGAUAUGGCUUUUCACUUGAGCCGGCAGACCGGUGCUUUAUCGAAGACGAUCGAUCGUGGCAGCCGUGGUAUUAAUUUUGUUUUAAAUGCUAUGGUGUUUAAUAUCGUACCUACAAUAUUUGAACUAGCAUUAGUUAGCGUAAUACUGGGAAUAAAAUGCGGACCGGAGUAUUCAGCUGUGGCACUGGGUUGCGUGGGAAUCUACACUGCGUUCACGUUAGGCGUUACGCAAUGGCGCACCAAGUUCAGAAUUCGUAUGAAUCAAGCGGAAAACGAAGCGGGCAACAAAGCUAUCGAUUCGCUCAUUAAUUAUGAAACAGUAAAAUACUUCAAUAACGAGAGGUUUGAAGCCGAAAGGUAUGAUCAGUCUUUGAAAAAGUACGAGAUGUCGUCUCUCAAAACUAGCACGAGCUUAGCGAUGCUAAAUUUCGGGCAGAACGUUAUUUUCAGCAGUGCACUAAGUCUCAUCAUGGUAUUGGCGGCACAAAAUAUAAUAAAUGGUACCAUGACUGUCGGCGAUCUAGUGAUGGUGAAUGCCUUGUUAUUCCAACUUUCGGUUCCAUUGGGUUUCUUAGGUUCUGUCUAUCGAGAAGUGAGACAAGCUUUUAUCGACAUGCAAACUAUGUUUACUCUCAUGACAACAGACACUGCGAUUAAAUCAAAAGAAAAUGCACUAAGAUUUUACGUCACACCAGACACCUCGGAAAUUCAGUUUAAAAACGUGAAUUUCCAAUAUAUUGAAGGGAAACCUAUUUUUGAAAAUGUAUCGUUUACUAUACCGAGCGGCAAGAAGGUCGCUAUUGUUGGAGGAUCUGGUUGUGGUAAGACAACAAUUGUAAGAUUGUUGUACAGAUUCUUUGAACCACAGAGCGGCAAUGUUUACAUUAACAAUCACAAUAUUCGAGAUGUAGAUUUGGAGGAUCUUAGAAGCUGCAUAUCAAUCGUGCCACAAGAUACGGUGCUCUUUCAUGAAAGCAUAUUUUACAAUCUGCACUAUGGUAAUUUGAGAAAAUCGCAUGAUGAAGUUUUCGAGGCUGCAAAAAUGGCCAAUUUACAUGAUUCCAUAUUAAAAUGGCCACAAGCUUACGACACACCUGUGGGUGAACGCGGGUUGAAAUUGAGUGGAGGAGAAAAGCAGAGAGUUGCAAUCGCGAGGGCAAUUUUAAAAGACAGCCCUAUAUUGAUCUUCGAUGAAGCUACUUCCUCAUUGGAUUCCAUCACGGAACACAAUAUACUUGAUGCUCUACGUAAAGCAACAGAGAAACGGACCUCAAUCGUGAUCGCGCAUCGUUUAAUGACAGUCAUGGAUGCCGAUGAUAUACUCGUUUUAGAUCAGGGUAAUUUAAUUGAGAGAGGCACGCAUGAAUCUUUAUUAGCUACACCAAAUUCUUUAUAUAGCAAAUUAUGGGAAACUCAACAUUUGGGGAUGAGGAAGUCGCAGGAAGAAAGUAAGGCUGGACAAUGCGUUUAAAAACAGUGUAACAUAGGUAAUAUAAAAAGUAUCUGUUUUAUAAUUGUUAAAAGUUGACUAUAUGAAAUAUUUUAUGACAUUGUGAAAUUUAGCAAAUAUGAAACAAAUGAAAGUCAUUUUAGAUAUGAUAAUGAAAUGUUGUAGUAUUGAAUAUACAAGUGUGAAUUUAAGGAUAACCAGGUUUAUAUAUAAUUAUUCUGUAAAAGUCAAAGUAUAUAUAUUACAUAAUUUAUAUAUUAUAUAACUAUAUAUAUAUUUAAAUAUGUAUAUAUAUUACAUAAUUUAAAUAGUAAUAAAUUAUGUAAAUAGUUGAACUAUUACAGAUAGCUUCUUCUUUGUAUAAAAUGUUCUGAUCUUUUAACUAAUUAGCAGCAACAUGUUUCAAAAUUAUUACUUUUAGAAAAUGUAUACAUAUAAUGAUAAGAUUGCGUGUCAUGUGUUUUUAUAUGGAUGAUUUGUAACAUACUGGAACUUAUAAAAAAUAAUAUAUGGAGAUUAGCCAAAGCAUGAUUAAAAUAUAAAUAAAUAAAACAUUUGACUAGAAGAAGGUUUAUUUAGCUUUCUUUGCAAAAAUUAAGCUAGGAAUUAAAUAUAGGGUAUAUAAU
Messenger RNA from Ooceraea biroi (clonal raider ant), 2997 nucleotides. RefSeq names its product ATP binding cassette subfamily B member 7 (gene ABCB7). NCBI's taxonomy places the organism in Eukaryota, Metazoa, Arthropoda, Insecta, Hymenoptera, Formicidae. The record is from RefSeq and is a predicted model, not a curated record. Gene Ontology annotation, biological process: transmembrane transport; intracellular iron ion homeostasis. Gene Ontology annotation, molecular function: ABC-type transporter activity; ATP binding; ATP hydrolysis activity. Gene Ontology annotation, cellular component: mitochondrial inner membrane.